ACAUAGAGUUAAUUGCAUUUGGAGCUGUUCCUUUCAUCGUGAAUUUACUCUUAAUUUAUUUUCGAAGUGCCGCCGUGAUAGGAUCAUACUUCUCGUGAUGUUAAUCGUGAGAAACACUUGUAAAGUAGAAGCCUAGCCUUGGCCUAGCCUUGGCCUAGCCUUGGCCUAGCCUUGGCCUAGCCUAGGCCUCUGCUGCCCUGGCCUUUUGUCAUCACCUUAAUGACCCUAGAGGAGAGCAAGAGAUGAACUAUCACGUCCUGGCAGUUGUAAUGUUUACCAUGUUCAUUUUACUAGAAGUUUCAUGUUUUACAUUUCUGUUUUUAGCCAUGGCGAAGUUUGUUGAGAAGGGACUAACCGGUGACCGCUCCCAGAAAGUGUUUAUUUGUGCGGGGGAUUUGCUGGAAUUAAGAGAAGAGAUGAAAAGGAAACUGAAGCUUCCAGAAGGAGAUUAUACUGUGAGUACUGCUGUACUGUUUUCUUACAAAUAGGUUAGGUUGAAUAUUUAUUAUUAUGAGACUGCCCUUAUUCAUUUUCUUACUUAAACCCUAACAUCAUUUCAAAAAUUCUUGUAGGUCUAUCAAGCAAACGAUGGCACCAUGAUUGAUGAUGAUGGUAUAUUUCAACUGCUGGCUCAGGAAGCUAAAGAAGCCAAGGUCCAUCUAGAAGUCAUGCUGCUCACGGACAGUGCUGAUUGGACAGAUGUUUCUCUGCGGAGCCCACACUCUCCCAAUGUCUCUACACCUCAGGGAUCUGAGCCAAAUAGAGAUCGUACUGAUAGUUUGGAAGAGAGUCUUACCUCUUCUUCUGAAAGCCAGACUUCAACACCGGUUGCCAGGCGUAGGCUCGCAUUCCCUAUCACAGAUGUGUGUGAAUUCUUGGACGAAGCUCUUGAGCGGUUGAAUUCAAAUGACCCCCCAAAGAAUAUGUUUGCCAUUAAGAAGAGAGCUGUUCGUGAGGCCUGCCAUGCAGUGGGUAGGCACAUGUUAAAGAAACUUAAAGACUACAGGAAGGUGACAGCAAGAGCUUUGGCGCAACAAAUUAUUGAUUAUGAUGGAGGCGAGGCACAUACUCUAAACUUUUUCAAGUUGUUAUCGGGAGUGCUGUAUCUGACCCUGGCUAUAAAUCUUUUACCCAGUGUAUUUAUGGUUAUGUAAACCACAAUAAGGGGCCAGAAAACAAGACUAGAAGGGGCUCACGCUCUUCUUCAAGAAGUGAAGAAGAAGAAGAUGGAGAUUUUGGUCUUCUGCCUCCAUCCCCAUCCAAACAAGACCUAUACGGCUGUGUGGCUUAUGAGGUGCCACUACCUUUUGGAGAGACGACAUCAUCGCAAGAGGAGAAAAGACUUCAGGCUGUUGAGUUGGAAAACCCAGAAGAUGUAGAAGCCAAUACGUUGAUGGCUGCAACCUAUGCCACUCAGCGUCUUGAAAUAAACCGCGGUAAGCCCCUCAAGAUCCAUCUCCCAACCGUUAUCAGAAGCUGGCCACUAUUUGCUUAGAAAGACGCAUUUUAUCAGACAUGCUCAAACUUUGCUUGGUGAAGAUGUUGAGGCUGUGUUCAACAACAAU
Molecule: messenger RNA, 1565 nt
Organism: Frankliniella occidentalis (western flower thrips)
Lineage: Eukaryota; Metazoa; Arthropoda; Insecta; Thysanoptera; Thripidae
Exons: 2
Coding region: 597-1154 (185 amino acids)
Source: RefSeq, a predicted model, not a curated record